AUGAAAAGAGGGAAAAAGCAAGCAUUCGUUGGAAUAGUAAAACCAAAAAUUCCUCAAAAAAAAGCUGCUGCAGUUUCAAGAUUUCUGAAUUUACCUCAUCCUCUUAUUAGUGAAAUACUUCAUUAUUCAAUCGGAUCAAAUCAAGAUCUAUUAGCAUUAUGCCAAACUUGCAAAAUGCUUUAUAAUUUAAUUUUUCAGCACAAGUCUAUAUGAGCCAGCUUAUUUCUAUUGAAAUUUCCAAAUUCAUUAUCAAAGCUUAUAAAUAUCAAUACACUUUCAAAUGAUCUAUCUCAUGGUAUAGUGGAUCAAUCAAAAGAUUGAAAGAACCUUUAUCUUAGCCAAGUCAAAAAAAAUCAAGAAGCUCAGAUUAAGAAACUAACCACACAGUUAUCCAAGCUGACUUUAGACUCAACUUGUGGAACAAUGGAAAAAGCGAUGAAAAAUGUAAAACCCAAAUUCAAUUGAAGGUGCGGGAAGAUAAGAAUUGAUAUCGAACCUACUAAUGUGGUUUAUUUUAGAUCUGGAAUGACAGUCAAAUUAUCUUUAGAACAGACCUGUAAUCAGCUAGGAUGUCUUGAAGCAUCAAUAAGCAAUACCAGAUUCCCCAUAAAAUUCUAUAGCCAAAAUGAGAAAAUGCUGAAUAGCGGAAACGUCCAUGCAAAAAAAUGUGGAAAUGCAGUUUGCAUCAUGCUAAAUGAAAACGAUAUCACAUUUAUGUAUUUUACUAUAAAUUAUAGAAGUUUCCUAUGUUUGGCGCUGUAAGGCCGAUAAAUUCUGAUCGGAAUUUAUCGGUUGGUUGCACCAAAUCAAUGCCUUGGUCGGACCAAAAAGCGACUUGGUCCGACGAACUUGGAAAGCUCCUGGGAAAAUGUCUGCGCUUUUCAGCGCUAUAUAGAGGAAAACUCUAUAUAUGGAUAUCAUACCUCAAUUAACAAAGUAUGCUGUUAAGCCUAGAAGAGAUGACAUUGAUAGCAACUUUGGGAUGCAUUCUUACACCCUGGGGCUCGAGAUAAGGACUCCUCUUACUUCAAUUGAAACAAUUGUUUUUAGGGUUGUUGACUUUGUCCCUGAAGGCAAUUUUGCUAUAUUUUAUUCAGAUGAAUUAGAGUACAAAAUAAACAAAAAUAAAUUCGUCAUUAACUGAAAAACCAUUGCAUUUUCAGGGAAAAUCCAAGACGUAUGCAUAGUAGAUUGCAUUUUGAGAAGCGAAUUUGGAGAGCCUGUUUGGUGAAUCAGCGAAGCUGACAAAAUAGAAAUCAAAGAACGCCAUGGGUAUAGAGGAGAUGUAUAUUCCCUCCUACUUCAAAAAGACCAAGGAGAAAUUGAACUGUUUUUUGUUGAUAACGAUGCUUGGGAGCUAAAAUCAAUCCAACUUAGGCUAUCUCUCAGCUAUAUUUCCAGCAUUUUUGUCAAAUCUUAG
This is a messenger RNA of Blepharisma stoltei, 1420 nucleotides long. The record is from the annotation of a GenBank genome assembly. Lineage: Eukaryota; Ciliophora; Heterotrichea; Heterotrichida; Blepharismidae.